Trichechus manatus latirostris (Florida manatee) is the source of this 3762-nucleotide messenger RNA. It is a transcript of the gene VWA5B2, whose product is annotated as von Willebrand factor A domain containing 5B2. The transcript is spliced from 19 exons. The record is from RefSeq and is a predicted model, not a curated record. Bases 1 to 3762 code for a protein of 1253 amino acids. Lineage: Eukaryota; Metazoa; Chordata; Mammalia; Sirenia; Trichechidae.
AUGCCGGGUCUCUACUGCCCCACCAGCUGGACGCCGCUGCCCCUCACGGACUCCUGGGUCCGGGCCUGCGCCAACGGGCCCUGCCUCAGCCUGCGGGCCAGGCUCCCCUACCACAACCCGCGGUCGCAGCCGGUGGACGGCGUGUUCGUGUACCCGCUGGCGGAGGCCGAGGUGGUGUCGGGCUUCGAGGCCGAAGCGGCCGGACGGCGCGUCUCCUUCCAGCUGCAGAGCCGCCGCCGCUCUCAGGCCGCCUGCUGCCGCGCGCUGGGCCCGGGGCUGGGGGCCGCCACUCCCCGCCGCUGCGCUCAGGGUCAUCUCGUCUUGGAUCUGGCCCAGGCCCGGUCCACGCUGGUGCUGCCCACAGGCCUUAUCGCCGCGGCCGGCACCAUGACGGUGACCCUGCGCAGCAGCCGGGAGCUGCCCUCAAGGCCUGACGGGGUGCUGCGUGUGGCUUUGCCCUCUGUGCUCACCCCACUGGCCCCCCCAGGCCUGCCAGGGCCCCCCAGGCCUCCGGGGCUCUGUGACGACAGUCCCACCAGCUGCUUUGGGGCGGGCAGCCCUCAGGAGGGGCUGGCCUGGAAGGAGCCAUCUGCCCCUCGGGAUGUGUUCUCAGGCCCUGCCCGCUGCCCUGCCCCAUACACCUUCUCCUUUGAGAUGCUGGUGACUGGGCCAUGCCUGCUGGCAGGCCUGGAGAGUCCUUCUCAUGCCCUGAGGGCAGACGCCCCCCCCCAUGCCAGCUCUGCAGCCACUGUCUGUGUCACACUGGCAGAGGGCCACCGCUGUGACCGGGCCCUGGAGAUCCUGCUCCACCCCAGUGAGCCCCACCAGCCGCACCUGAUGCUGGAGGCUGGCAGCCUGAGCUCGGCAGAGUAUGAGGCCAGGGUGAGGGCCCGCCGGGACUUCCAGAGGCUGCAGCGAAGGGAUAGCAAUGGCGACCAGCAGCUCUGGUUCCUGCAGCGCCGCUUCCACAAGGACAUCCUGCUGAACCCUGUGCUGACGCUCAGCUUCUGCCCGGACCUGAGCUCCAAGCCCGGGCACCUGGGCACAGCUACGCGGGAGCUCCUCUUCCUGGUGGACGGCAGCAGCGCCGCACACAAGGACGCCAUUGUUUUGGCAGUGAAGUCCCUCCCGCCCCAGACGCUCAUCAACUUGGCCACGUUUGGCACAUCCGUGCAGCCCCUCUUUCCAGAGAGCCGACGGUGCAGUGAUGACACCGUGCAGCUCAUCUGUGGGAGCACUGAGGGCCUGCAGGCUGCUGGCAGCCCCCCAGAUGUGCUGGCGGCGCUGGACUGGGCCAUGGGGCAGCCCCAGCACAGGGCCCACCCUCGGCAGCUGUUCCUGCUCACAGGCGCCUCGCCCGCGCCUGCCACUACCCAUCGAGCUCUGGAGCUCAUGCGGUGGCACAGGGGGACAGCCAGGUGCUUCUCCUUUGGGCUGGGGUCCGCCUGCCACCGGCUGCUGCAGGGUCUGUCAGCGCUCAGCCGAGGCCAGGCCUACUUCCUGAGCCCCGGGGAGAGGCUGCAGCCCAUGCUGGUGCGGGCUCUGCGGAAGGCACUGGAGCCUGCUCUGAGUGACAUCUCUGUGGACUGGUUCGUGCCGGAUGCUAUGGAGGCACUGCUGACACCCCGGGAGAUCCCGGCACUGUACCCCGGGGACCGGCUGCUCGGUUACUGCUCCCUGUUCAGGGUGGAUGGCUUCCGGCCCUGCCCGCCUGGGGGCCAAGAACCCAGCUGGCAGAGCUUGGGCGGCUCCAUGUUCCCAUCCCCAGAGGAGGAGCCAUCUGCCACCAGCCCUGGCACCGAGCCCACUGGUACUACAGAGCCACUGGGAGCAGGCACUGUGUCAGCAGAGCUGACCAGUCCAUGGGCUGCUGGGGACUCAGAGCAGAGUACUGAUGCUCUGACAGACCCAGCCACAGACCCCGGACCCAACCCGUCCUCUGACACAGCCAUUUGGCGCCGCAUCUUCCAGUCCUCGUACAUCCGGGAGCAGUACGUGCUCACCCAUUGCUCUGCCAGCCCCGAGCCCGGCCCGGGCUCCACCGGCAGCAGUGAAUCCCCUUGCUCCCAGGGCCCUUGCUCCCCUGAGGGCAGUGCUCCCCCGAAGCCCCCUUCUCAGCAGGGCUGCUGCAGCCUAGCCUGGGUAGAACCUGCAGGUACUCGCUCCUGCCCCCUGCCUGCACCCGCAGCGGCUUCAUUCAAGGCUGGAGCCUCGAGUGCUGAGGUGCUGGGCCAUCAGCGCCGAGCAGUUCUGGCUCACCGAAGCCUCUCAUCGCCCCCAGGCCGGGCCAACCCAGCCCUCGGCCACCCCCGGCACCCCUCUCUGGGUACAGCGCCAGAUGGGCGAGGCCCCGAGCCAGGGCAGCAGCUGGGACAGGGCCUGGAUGACUCAGGAAACCUCCUCUCCCCAGCCCCCAUGGACUGGGACAUGUUGAUGGACCCACCUUUCUUGUUCACGGCUGUGUCCCCUAAUGGGGACUCAGCCCCUCCAGCAGCGCCAGUGCCUCCCCAGGCCCCCUACUGCCAUGUGGUGAUCCGGGGCCUGUGUGGCGGGCAGCCUCUGUGCUGGGAGGUAGAUGUGGGGCUGGAGACGCUGUGGGGGCCUGGGGAUGGAUCACAGCCUCCAUCACCCUCUGAAAGAGAAACUGCUUGGGACCAAGCACUCCACCGGCUGACGGCGGCCUCCGUGAUCCAGGACAAUGAACAGCUGGCUCUCCGAGGAGGGCCUGAAACCACAGCUGACCGAGGCCCUGCCCGGAGGUCCUGGCUUCGAGCCCUCCAGACAAGCAAGGUCAGCUGUGCCCCGUCCUGCUUCACCUGCCCUGUAGCAGUGGAUGCUACCACUCGGGAGGUCCUGCCUGGAGCCCUGCAGGUGUGGAGCUCAGAGCCAGGCCAGCUCCACAGCACCCCUCCUGCCUCUCAGGGCUCUCUAGAUGCAGCCCCUCUGCCCACAGUCUCCCACUCCAAAGGGCUGCAAGGAGGCUCUUCAGCAGGCGCCUGGGAUCCAGACCAGAAUGGCAACUCCAAGUCCGGGGUGGAUGACCCUGCAGCCCCCACUGCUGGUCCUCCCUGUCCGUACCCCCAGCCUCCCUCUAGGCUCGGCCUGGGCCGGCGGAGGGCCAAGGGUUCCGACAGCCGCAGCCUCUGUGGCCCUGACCCCGGCCUGGCGGCCGACACCCACCCUGCAGGCAACGGCCACGACUACCUGCCCCUGGUGCGGCUGCAGGAGGCCGCCGGCUCCUUCCGCCUGGACGCGCCCUUCUGCGCCGCCGUACGCAUUCCGCAGGAGCGCCUGUGCCGCGCCUCGCCCUUCGCCGCGCACCGUGCCAGCCUCAGCCCCACCUCGGCCUCGUCCCCCUGGGCCCUCCUGAGCCCUGGAGUGGGCCAGGGCGACAGCGCCACGGCUUCCUGCAGCCCCUCCCCCAGCUCGGGCUCCGAGGGCCCAGGCCAGGUAGACAGCGGCCGGGGCUCGGACACGGAGGCCUCGGAGCGAGCGGAAGGGCCGGGCCGCACCGACCUGCGGGGCCGCAGCUGGGCCACCGCCGUGGCCCUCGCGUGGCUGGAGCACCGCUGUGCCGCCGCCUUUGGGGAGUGGGAGCUGGCGGCGGCCAAGGCUGACUGCUGGCUGCGGGCCCAGCACCUGCCCGAUGGCCUCGACGUGGCAGCCCUCAAGGCGGCGGCCCGCGGGCUCUUCCUGCUGCUGCGCCACUGGGACCAGAACCUCCAGCUGCACCUGCUGUGCUACAGCCCGGCCAACGUCUGA